AUGACUGACAACAUUCUACUCGAGGGAACCUGUAAACUGGUAGUAGCCAUGAAGGUCUUCGCAGCAGUACUGAUGGCGUUGGCGGCCGUGGUCGUGGCAGAAGAGCCCAUCGAACUCGACUACCACAUCAAGAUCGGUAUCCCCCGGGCCGAGAGUCUUAGACGCGCCGAGGAAGCCGCUGACUUCGACGGUACCAGGAUUGUGGGUGGUUCUGCCGCCAACGCUGGUGCUCACCCCCAUCUUGCUGGACUUGUGAUCGCACUGACGAAUGGCAGAACUUCCAUCUGCGGAGCUUCCUUACUGACCAACACCCGCUCCGUGACCGCCGCUCACUGCUGGAGGACCAGGAGUGCCCAGGCUCGUCAGUUCACCCUCGCUCUUGGAACAGCUAACAUCUUCUCCGGAGGCACCAGGGUCACCACCUCCAAUGUCCAGAUGCACGGCAGCUACAACAUGGACACCCUCCACAACGACGUCGCCAUCAUCAACCACAACCAUGUUGGCUUCACCAACAACAUCCAGCGCAUCAACCUAGCCAGUGGAAGCAACAACUUUGCUGGUACUUGGGCCUGGGCUGCCGGCUUCGGAAGGACCUCCGAUGCUGCUUCGGGAGCCAACAACCAACAAAAACGCCAAGUCAGCCUCCAGGUCAUUACCAACGCCGUCUGCGCCCGUACGUUUGGAAACAAUGUGAUCAUUGCCUCCACCCUCUGUGUUGACGGCUCUAACGGUCGCAGCACCUGCAGCGGAGACUCCGGCGGCCCUCUCACCAUCGGCAGCGGCGGAAGCCGUCAACUGAUCGGUAUCACAUCGUUCGGAUCAGCUCAAGGUUGCCAGAGAGGCCACCCUGCCGGCUUCGCCAGAGUCACAUCCUUCAACUCCUGGAUCCGGGCUAGAAUUUAACUGACGAAUGACCAAUGAUUCAAUAAUAAAGUAAUUUCAUU
Molecule: messenger RNA, 944 nt
Organism: Bombyx mandarina (wild silkworm)
Lineage: Eukaryota; Metazoa; Arthropoda; Insecta; Lepidoptera; Bombycidae
Product: epithelial serine protease
Biological process (GO): proteolysis
Molecular function (GO): serine-type endopeptidase activity
Source: RefSeq, a predicted model, not a curated record